Molecule: messenger RNA, 1282 nt
Organism: Erinaceus europaeus (western European hedgehog)
Lineage: Eukaryota; Metazoa; Chordata; Mammalia; Eulipotyphla; Erinaceidae
Product: probable tubulin polyglutamylase TTLL9
Exons: 11
Coding region: 163-1242 (359 amino acids)
Biological process (GO): protein polyglutamylation; microtubule cytoskeleton organization
Cellular component (GO): cilium
Molecular function (GO): tubulin binding; ATP binding; tubulin-glutamic acid ligase activity
Source: RefSeq, a predicted model, not a curated record
AGGAACCGAACCGGUUUAUAGCUCUGAGAGGCGCCAUGGCUCAUCCAAUCAGAGCGGCGGAUCUGAGUACCCUUCGUUGCCUUAGUAACAGGACGCAUAGGUUUUUCGAGAGCCCGCUGGCGUUUAGGUGGCGGGUCGCAUUGGGUCCUGGGGUCUCGUGGUAUGUCGAAACCAAAGAAUCAAAAUUACAAGGGCCAUGGACUGUCAAAGGGAAAAGAGCGAGAGCAGAGAGCAUCUAUCCGGUUCAAAACCACUCUCAUGAAUACACUCAUGGAUGUCCUUCGCCACAGGCCGGGAUGGGUGGAAGUAAAAGAUGAAGGGGAAUGGGAUUUCUACUGGUGUGAUGUCAGCUGGGUCCGGGAGAACUUUGACCAUACCUACAUGGACGAACAUGUGCGGAUCAGCCACUUCCGAAACCACUACGAGCUGACCCGCAAGAACUACAUGGUGAAGAACCUGAAACGAUUCCGGAAACAGCUGGAGCGGGAAGCAGGAAAGCUAGAGGCAGCAAAAUGUGACUUCUUCCCCAAAACCUUUGAACUGCCCAGCGAGUACCACUUGUUUGUGGAGGAGUUUCGCAAAAACCCAGGAAUCACCUGGAUUAUGAAGCCUGUAGCCCGUUCACAGGGAAAGGGCAUAUUCCUCUUCCGGAAGCUGAAGGACAUCAUGGACUGGAAGAAGGGCACUGCUGGAAAGAAGCUUGCCAGCUUGGAGGCCCAGCCUGCCCGGAGCACUGUCAAUCCUUCUGGUGGUCAUGUUGGCGAGAAUGGACAAUGCAUGGGAAACAUGUGUGAGAGUGCAUUGCUAUCUCCCUGGGCUGGCCUGGAAGCAGUGGGAAAGCAGAAGAGGGAGAAGACAGUCCUUAGAACCUGUGUGUGCUUUCAGCAGCACUGGCCAAAGGAACUUUCCACAGUGAAGGAAAUGGAUGCAAGAUGUUCUGAUGACCAGAAGGAAGAAAUUCCUGUGGAAAACUAUGUAGCUCAGCGUUACAUUGAAAACCCCUACCUGAUUGGAGGCCGCAAGUUUGACCUGCGUGUCUACGUGCUAGUGAUGUCGUACAUCCCACUUCGGGCCUGGCUGUACCGGGAUGGCUUCGCUCGAUUCUCCAACACCCGAUUUACACUCAGCAGCAUCGAUGACCAAUGUAUCCUGAGGCCCACACCUACCACCUCCAUACGCACUCUGCCCCUUAUUGUCCUGUUUGCUACCAAGAGAACUCACUCAUUCCACAGUGUUUUCUGAGUGUCAGAGUCUGGUCUGAGCAUGAGAGACAGCUUGAACA